Messenger RNA from Sesamum indicum (sesame), 1697 nucleotides. It is a transcript of the gene GA2OX8, whose product is annotated as gibberellin 2-oxidase 8. NCBI's taxonomy places the organism in Eukaryota, Viridiplantae, Streptophyta, Magnoliopsida, Lamiales, Pedaliaceae. The record is from RefSeq and is a predicted model, not a curated record.
UGCCUCACACGGGUUCUGACGCUGUGCCCAUAUUAAGGUAGCUAGACCUCGUCUUCGGAUUCAUCAAGGGUGUGCAAACGGAGAGAGAUUAUUACGAACAGCGUUUAGCAAGAAACGUAGGAAAACAUGUUUGUUUUUAUCAUGUUCUUCUUGUCAUGUUAAUUUCGGGCAACCGUAGUGUCAUGAAAUCUCAACUUUCCAGGCUAAUUCAAGUAUUAGUUUCUCCAGGUUGUCCAUUUCCAUAUCUGAUACUAAUCAAGUUUUUCACGUUUCUUUUUUCCUGAUUUAUUAACCUCUUGAAACACUACCAUUUCUGGUUCUAAUUUAAUUUAUCCAGCUCACCCCAGACAAGGCCAAACCUUAAUUAGUGUACAAGGCUAUAAGAAAGGAUAAAGGCAGCUGGAAGCAUGUAUAAUUGAAUUACAAUAUUGUCAUAACUACUUGCUCUUUCAGGCCGUAAGAAUGGGAGAAUCAGCCGAUCCACCAUUUGAGACAACUUACAAGAAUCUCUUCAGCAACUCGCCUGACAGUACACUGCAAAAAGAUUCCAGGCAGGAGCUUGUGGAGGAAAGCGAGCUGCCGUUAGUUGAUCUGAACCAGUUAAACCUUGGAGAUCUCCAGAGGCAGGCAUGUCAGAAGCUGAUCGCUCGAGCUUCACAGGAAUGGGGUUUCUUCCAGGUUAUAAAUCAUGGGAUUUCACGAGAUAUAUUGGAGACAAUGAGGGCGGAACAAGUGAAGCUGUUGAAGAAGCCGUUCCUUGAUAAGACAAACUACAAAGAUUUAAACUUCUCGGCUGGAAGUUACCGGUGGGGGACGCCUUCAGCUACUUGCCUGGAGCAGCUCUCCUGGUCAGAAGCCUUUCACGUAUCCUUAAGUGAUGUUUUGGGUUCAGGUGGCCUUAACAGCCUCAGCUCAACGAUGGGGCAAUUCGCGACAAUGGUGUCCGAACUAGCACAAAUGUUAGCAGACAUAUUAGCCGAGGAAAUGGGUAAUAAGACAUGUUUUUUCAAAGAAACAUGUCUGCCCACCACAUGCUACCUCCUGUUGAACCGAUAUCCUCCAUGUCCAUUAUACCCUCAGAUGUCUGGAAUAACUCCCCAUACCGACAGCGAUUUCCUCACAAUACUACACCAAGACAACAUUGGAGGACUGCAACUAGUGAAAGAUGGAAGGUGGAUUGCUGUUAAGCCCAAUCCCCAGGCCCUCAUCAUCAACAUCGGAGAUUUAUUUCAGGCUUGGAGCAAUAAUGUGUACAAAAGUGUGGAACAUCGGGUUGUGGCAAAUCCGAGAAAGGAGAGGUUUUCGACUGCUUUCUUCUUCUGUCCGUCUUAUGACACAGUCAUAAGGUGGAGAGGGGUUGAACCUGGUUUUUAUACAAGCUUUAGCUUCGGGGAGUACAGAGAACAGGUGCAACAGGAUGUUGACAUUUUCGGCUACAAAAUAGGACUUUCCAGGUUCCUAGCUUAAAACAGACAAGCCUUUCUCUUUGCAGACAGGGCCUGGAAUUUGAAAUGGUAGGGAGACCAGUUAAGAUAGAACUAUCCUCGGCCGGAAUUAAUAAAUUAAAUUUCAAAUAAUUUGUCAACUUAAUUUAACUAUAUUUAAGUUGCAUCAUAUGUACUCAAGUGAGUAAGAUAAAUUUAUUACUCCCUUUUGUUUCCUAGUCAUGAUUCAUGAAUGAGAGCUUUAAUGUUUUU